AUGAACACAAGCAUGGACGAUGGAAGUGACGGUGAAAGUACUGAGUACGAAACUGAUGAAGAAGAACAAGAAGAGGAAGAAACCAUUGAUCAGAGAAUGCCUCAAAGAGGUCAAUCUCAACGAAGAGAAGAUGAUGAUUUCGGUCUACACUCUGAAGAGGAAAGUGAAGAAGGUUCUGCAGAUGAAGAAGAAAAUCUUAAUUCAACAGGAAAAUUCACUAGCAUAGGAAAUAAUAAUAAUAACGCUCCAAAGGGUGCUGUUCUUUCAAAUAGAUAUGAAAAUAGAGGAGGAAGCGGUGCUGGUGUUAGAGGAAAUUCUGCAUCAAAACCACCUUCUAAACCUUCUUCAUCUCAAGGAAAAGUUGUUUCAAAUCAACAUUAUGAUGAAGUGUACAUAGCAAAUGAUGACGAGGUUCAUUCUAUACCUAGUCCAGAACAUACACCAAGAGAUAGAAAUCGGAGGAAAGAAGAAGGCGAAGGUGAAGGAGAGGAAGAAUCGGAGGAAGAACACUCUGAAGCUUCUGAGGAUGACUAUGCAAUGAGACCAGGAGCCAGACCAGUUCAACAUCCAGCAUACAAUGCCAAUGAAUCAAACAUGCUUCUUAGUAAGAUGAACAUCUCUAAUGAAUUGAAAGAAUUAUUUACCUACAUUAAUAGAUACAAACCUCAUGAGAUUGAAUUGGAUACCAAGUUAAAACCAUUUAUUCCAGAUUAUAUGGCUGCAGUGGGUGAGCUGGAUCCAUUCAUUAAACUUAAAAGACCAGAUCUUAAAGAAGAUGAAUUGGAUGACCUUGGUUUGAAGGUUAUUGAUGAACCAAAUCCAUCUCAAUCAGAUCCAACAGUUGUAACUUUAGACUUAACAUAUCAAAUGAAGGGAGAUAGAACCUCCAGUACGGCCGCAGAAUCUUCCAAUCUCUCAUCUGGAAUUGUUGCUGCAAAGAAGCCAGAAACAAUUAUUAAGAGUGUAGAAUCUGGAAAUGAUAAAUUAAUUCUUAAAUGGAUUAAUGAUAUUAGGGAGCUUCACAAGAAGAAACCACCACCAACUGUAACUUAUUCAAAGGUCAAUGUUGAUUUUACUCAACUUAUUCAAGCUUGGCCUGAUGCAUUCGAAGAAGAGUUAGCAAAAACAGAUUUACCAGGAGCAGAUUUGGAUGUUGAUUUGGAAGAAUAUGUAAAAAUUAUUUGUAGUUUACUUGAUAUUCCAGUUUACGAUGGUCACUUAAUUGAAUCAUUACAUGUGCUGUUUACACUGUAUUUAGAUUUUAAGACUAAUCAACAUAUUCAAUCUCAAAUGAAUUUUUAA
This is a messenger RNA of Naegleria gruberi, 1302 nucleotides long. RefSeq lists its product as uncharacterized. Lineage: Eukaryota; Heterolobosea; Eutetramitea; Acrasida; Naegleriidae. The transcript is spliced from 2 exons. Gene Ontology annotation, biological process: intraciliary transport; cilium assembly. Gene Ontology annotation, cellular component: intraciliary transport particle B; centrosome; motile cilium. The record is from RefSeq and is a predicted model, not a curated record. The coding region runs from base 1 to 1302 and encodes 433 amino acids.